Molecule: messenger RNA, 3351 nt
Organism: Drosophila navojoa
Lineage: Eukaryota; Metazoa; Arthropoda; Insecta; Diptera; Drosophilidae
Product: importin-4
Biological process (GO): protein import into nucleus
Source: RefSeq, a predicted model, not a curated record
AUGGCCAUCGAACAGAGUCGCACACAAGUGGUCCAGCUGUUGGGCGACAUUAUGAACAAUCCGUCGGAGUUGAUGCAUCAAUCGACCGAGGAGCUGACCAGCCUCCAUGCCAAUCCGGACAGCACCGUCGAGCUGUGCCUGAUGCUGGGCAAUGUGGGUAAGCUGCCGGCCAUGCGCAAGUGCUCGGGCCACAUACUGAAGAAUCGAUUGGCCCAGGCGGGCAUGUGGAAGAAGAUGACGUUCAGCCAGCAGCAGGAGACGCAGAAGGCGCUCUUCAGUGCCCUCAAGUCGAUGUCCGUCAGCGACGACGAGAGCCUGCAGAUGACAAUCGUGCGCUGUGUUGGCCUGGUGAUGGAGCAUGUGAUGGACGCCACUGACGAGACGUCCGAGUGGAACAAUCGCAUCAUGAAUCACAUCAACGACCUGUGCGUUUGCCCCGACAAGAUCGCCCAGCAGCUGGGCUCUAUUUGCUUCAAGCUGCUGAUGAAGGGGGCGCCGAAUGUCUUCGAGAAGUAUCUGCUGCGCGCCAAGAGCAUAUUCAUGAACGCCCUGCAGAAGGCCAAGGAGAACGGUGAUCUGGGUUCGCAGGCAACCGAAAAUCUGCUUGCCGGCUGGAGCAUGGCCAUACCGUUGUUUCGCAGCCACAUCAGCGAUCAGGAUGAGCUAGCCGCCACGCUGCCGCUGAUCAUGGAGCUGACGCACGCGUUCGCCUACCUGCCGAAUCCGAAGCGCAGCUACCGCGGCUUCGAUGUGCUCGUCAAGCUGAACAAGCAUCUGCCGGAGCUGGUGUGGCCCCAGCUGCACGUGGUGCUCAACAAGCUGAUGGGGCUGGCCGGCGACUUGCAUCUGAGCGAUGAGAUACGCGUCCAGGCGAUCAUCUCGCUGAGGAACUGUGUGCGUCACAAGCGCCGGCACAUCAUUCGUCUCAAAAUGAUGGACAAGCUGCUGAUGACGCUGUUCCAUCUGAUGGCCGUCAAGCCGGCCCUGGACGCCGAUGGCGAGGAGCUCUAUUUGGUGGACAGCAAUGAAUCGCAAUCGCCGCUCUCCGAGGCGGCCCAAACGGUCCUCUUCAUUGCCGCCCAGUCGGACACGAAUCGUGUGGCACAGCGCGCCCUGCGCCUCAUGCUGCCCAAGCUGGACCAGCAGAAGUCGGCGCUGCAGCGCGUCGCCGCCUAUCUGUUCCUGGCCCUAAUGGCCAAGGGCUUCACCGACCUGCUGGCGGACGAUCCGCUGCACAGCUUUGUCGCUGCCGUCGAGAGGGGCGUGCACGAUGUCGAUUCGAUGGUGCGCCGAUCCGCGCACUUUGCGCUCGCCAUUCUGGCCGAGAAUCUUCAGCCGGAAAUCACGGUGCUGGCCCCGCAAAUAUUGCGGCUCUUCUGCGAGUUUCUCGAUCAGAUGACGCCGGCACAGCGUCUGACCGAUCACGAGACGGAGUCGCAAACCCGCAUGUUCUGCACCCUGGAGAUCUACUGCGAGAGCCUGAGGCGAGAGGCGCUCCAGCCGCAUCUGGGCGAACUGAUGCGCCGACUGAUGUACACGGCCGAUCCCAACCACAACUCCAUAUCGCUGCGCCAGCUGGCGCUGAGUGCCAUCGCCUCUCUGGCCAAAAUGACCACGGAUAUGUUCAAGCCCCACUUCGACGAGGUCCUGGCCGUCGCCCUGCCGCUGGCCAGGCACACGCCCAACGACGACCAAACGGUGCUACGAACUCAGGCAGUCCAGGUUAUCAACAUGUUGAGCCACGUAGAUACAGAGAAGUUCAAGUAUCGUUCGCCCGAGCUAAUGGGCUGCUUCUUGGAUUUGCUGCAUAACGAGAAUGGUGUGCAGGUGUUUACGUUCGAGCUGCUGGGGGCGCUGGCCAAGCAUGUUCCAAAUAUGAUCUUGCAUCAUGUCGAGCCCAUAAUGGGUGGCCUCUUCUUGGCGAUCAAAGACGGCCCCAACGACGGCAAGGCGACCGACGAGGAGCGGGACGCCGAUGACCUCGAGGUGGAGACGGAUGCCGAUGCUAGCAUCUGCGCCGAGGAGGACAGCAUCGGCGACGGGCACGGCGACCAGACGGAGAACGAUGGCAACUCCCGAAGCGGCACCAGCAGCGACAGCUUGUCCACAACGGUGGCAGCGGACGAGGCGCUACUGUGCAUCAAGGAGCUGGCUGAGCAUGUGCCCGAUGCACUCAUCCCAUGUCUGACCGAUACGGAGCGCUACGUUGCCGAUUGCAGCGAUGCGCGCAACGAAUUGACCCGCCGGGCGGCCUACGAGGCGAUGAGCCAAUUGGCAGCACUGCAUUUCUACAAGGACGACGUGGAGGAGACGAAGCGGCAGUGGCAGGAGCUGAUGCCCGACCUGGUGGACUUUGUGGAGACGGCCAAGGAGACGGCGAACGUGAUUGGGGCCAUGAACUGCAUCACGCUGUUCCUCAAGAUGCUCAAGUCCGAUGCGCUGGAGGGCGAGGGCUUCUCCGACAUGAUCAUCAGUGUGGUGCGUCGCACGCUGCGGCGCAAGCUGAGCUGCCAGUUCAACAUUGGCCAGGACACAAAGAUGUCCGUGCUGCAGCAGUGGAGCCAGGCGCUCUACGCCGAGAUGCAGGUGAUGGAGGCCGUCGGCGAUCUGCUGCCGGCCUUUGGCCAGUCGAUGAGCAAACGCCAAUUCGCCACCCACUUCCAGAGCAUUAGCAAUCGAUUCCUGAAGAGCCUGCGCCAGUGCAAGCCCUCCGGCCAGGUAACGGCCCAUCUGUUCUUCCUGUACAAUCUGGUCUUCCGCUGCAUGGAGCCGCUGGGCGUCAUGGCCGAGCAGUACUACGAUGUGCUCUGCUACAGCGCCGUCGACUGCAUGAUGGAUGGCAAGCCGCAAUCCCGCAAAUUUGCGAUCGAUGUGCUCCACUGGCUGCUCAGCCAUGUCCAUGACACCGAGAGCGCGGACGUCAUCGUGAAGGCCACCUCCUCGGUCUUCAUAGAGGCGCUCGAUGCCUGCACGCUGCUGUCGUCGGCCGAGCGGGAGCUGGUCUGUGCGGUUGUGGCUCGCAUGAUGCUCAACGUCGACACCAUCACCAACGAGAAUACAUUGGCCUUGCUCUAUGCGAAUUUGCCCCUUCGCAGCGAAUUCGGUGCGUAUCUGCACAUUGUACAGGCCAUGCGUCGCCUCUACGAGAAAUAUCCGCAAUUGUUGGAGCCACAUCUCAGAGAGACGGUGCAGCUGCUGCUCGAGUCCCUGGAGAAGCAGCAGCUGCCGGACGAGAACACCCAGGACAGAGCUAUUAGGCUACUGACUCAGAUCAGGCGCGAUCGCAAGCCGCUGUACGACGAGAUCAGUCAACAGUUUCCGGCGGCUAUGGUAAAAAUGGCACUGAACUAG